Molecule: messenger RNA, 3240 nt
Organism: Aureococcus anophagefferens
Lineage: Eukaryota; Pelagophyceae; Pelagomonadales; Pelagomonadaceae
Exons: 6
Coding region: 1-3240 (1079 amino acids)
Biological process (GO): protein deubiquitination
Molecular function (GO): protein binding; cysteine-type deubiquitinase activity
Source: RefSeq, a predicted model, not a curated record
AUGAAUGCGGUGCUCCAGUUGCUCCGGGCGAGCGACUGGCUCGUCCAGUACAUGCUCAACCUCCGACUGCCGUCGCGCGAGGACUCGCUCGUGCGCGAGUUGCAGCUCGUCCUCGCGCGCAUGGCGCUGAGCGGGCGCCCGCUCAGCGAGGCCAUCGACGCGAGCGCGCUCCGGCGCGCGUGCCCGGAGCCCUUCAACGGCGGCGACCAGCAGGACGCCAUGGAGUUCCUGCGCCGCGUGCUGGCGGACCUCGAGGCGGCGCGCGGCAACACCGCGCUGCCGUGCCUCGACGGCAAGCUCAAGGCGACGUCGCGCUGCCACGACUGCGGCCACGUUUCCCACUCCGAUCACCCGAUGGGCGGCCAGAUGCAGCUCAAGCCCACGGGCCCGGUCUGCGAGCUCCAGGAGCUCGUCGACGCGGCCAACCCCGAGGAGGUCUUCUCGGCGGCAACGGACAACGCGUACGCGUGUGACGCGUGCGACAAGCGCGUGACCGCCACGCGGACGUACUGCGUCGAGGAGGCGCCCAUGCUCCUGCUCAUCCACCUCGAGCGCUUCCAGCUGGACCAGGACACGGGGUGCACGCUCAAGCUCCGCACGCGCGUCGACGUGCCGCUCCGCCUCACGGUCGGCGGCGUCGACUACCGGCUCUACGCCCAGUACCUCCGCGACGAGCACGAGGCCGAGAAGGGCGUGCCCCUCUCCGACGAGUUCACGUUCGUCGACACGCUGUCGGUGACACCCGUCCAGAGGGACGCCAACAGCUGCGGGGUGUUCGUCGCGUUCUACGCGAACUACUUGUCCCUCGGCCUGCCGCUCAACUUCAGCCAGGCCGACAUCCCCCACUUGCGCCAGCGCAUGAUGAGCGACAUCCUCGACGGUAGUUUAGCUACGCCACGGCAAGCGUUGCACUACAACUACGCGCGGGCCGUGUCGCUGCUCCUCGCCGCGGGCGCGGCGCACGCCUUCGUCGUGGGCUAUCCGCCGCGCCUGCGCCACGCGCUCACGUACUGCCGGCGCGCGGACAUCGCCGAGAUGCUCCUCGACGCGGGCGCGGACAUCGAGCUCCGGGACGGCGGCUACACCCCUCUGGAGGUCUGCCUCUUCCUCGACAGACCGGCCAUUGCGCGCGUGCUCCUGAGCCGCGGCGCGGACGUCGACGCCGUCGACCUCGCGCGGCCGCGGUCGAUGCCAAUGCGGUGCUACCGGCUGCUCCGCGCCAUGCGCGCGGCCGGCAGCUGGCGGGCGUACGUCGACCUGCCCCGCCAGGAGCUCCUCGGCUUCCGCCGGCGCCUCCUGGCCUUCCGCCGCCUCCUGUUCCGCCGCGCGUUCCCGCCGACCCCCUCCCUGCACGAGCGCCUCUUCUUCGAGGUGCCCGAGGAUGGGCUCUCUGGCGAGCCCGGCGGAUAUUUGGUGAAAGGCGACGACGCGGAGGAGACGCGGACCUACGUCGUCGACGACGAGCCGCCGGCGCGCCCGCGGGCAAGCCCGCGCGCGGUCCCGAUCUACGGGCGCACGCGCUUCCUGCGGCUCCAGGCGCGCAGCCUCUGGCGCGCCGCGGACGGCAACCCGCUCCGGGUCCACCGCGUCCUCAUGGGCCCCGUCGAGGCCGUGGAGUGGUACCGGCCGCAGUUCCGCGCGGGCGUCGUCGCCGCGGCGUAUCUCGCCUACCCGGUCGUCGUCGACGUGCUCUCGCGCCUCCCGCCGCCGAACAGCGUCGAGGGCCAGUACUACUUCUCGCUCAUCUCCAUCGUCUACGCGACGCUGACCGCGGCGACGAUCACGGACGCGUCGACGCGCCUGUCGGCGCUCCGCGCGGCGGCCGUCGACGAGUCGUCCAUGCUUUUGCCCCUCGUGAAGCGCCUCGAGGCCGCGCGCCUCGACGGCGCCGUCUUCAAGUACGCCGCGGGCCGCCUCUGGGACCACGCGUCCCUGUUCAUCUCGUCGAGCCGCGCCUACGAGCUCGAGGCCAUCGGCGCCUGCGACGACGCGCUCGUCGAAGUCCUCGAGAUCCUCCUCGCCUACGACCAGGCGAACGACGACGUCGACCUCCGCGAUGCCAUGGCCUCGGCGGAGAAGCUCAUCGAGGCGCGCGGCCGCCGCCUGAGCCUCGAGAACUCCUCGGUCCCGCAGACGCAGUACGACGUGCUCAAGGCGCUCUCCGCCGCGCUCGUCCUCGCCUACGCGUACCUGACGCUAGACGCGGCCCCGGAGACGACGGCCUUCGGCUUCGAGGGCGGGGCCUUCGACGCGUCCAUCGGCGUCCGCGUGCUCUUCUCCUGCGUCGCCGGCGCGCUCGUCGUCUUCAAUUCGCUCUCCGAGGACCUCAACCGGCCCUUCGACGGCUCGUCCAAGCUCUCGAGCGAGACCGCCGCCUACGCGGAGCGCGAGCGCGUCGUCGCGCACGUCAACGGCGCCGCCGAGGAGCUCGGCGGCAAGUGGGUCUACAAGCUGGGAUUGCUCCAGGCCUACGCCCAAGAGCACGACGACGCGCGCGUGCCGUCGGCGCACGUGACCGCGUGCGGCGUCCGCCUGGGCCGCUGGCUCGGCGACCAGCGGCGCUUCGCGCGCACGGGGCGCCUCGAGCCGCGGCGGCGCGCCCAGCUCCUGGCGCUCGACGGCGGGAUCCUCCUGAGCGACAGCGAGCGGGCCUGGCGCGCGCAGUACGGGCGCCUCGCGGACUUCGUGCGCCGCGAGGGCCACGCGGACGUCCCUCGCAACGCGACGGAGCGCGGCGCGCGCCUCGGGCUCUGGCUGCUCGACCAGCGGAACAGGGCCGACGCGGGGUUGCUGGAUCCGGUCCACGCGGAGAAGCUCGACGGCCUCGGCGUGUCCUGGAGCACGCCGCGCGAGGCGCGGUGGGACGCGGCCUACGAGGCGCUCGGGCGCUACGCGGCCGCGCGCGGCGACUGCCGCGUGCCGGCGAACUUCACGACCUUCGACGGCCGCAAGCUCGGCCAGUGGGUCGUCAAGCAGCGAAGGUUGAAGCGCGCGGGGGCCCUCGCGGCGGACCGCGCGGCGCUCCUCGACGCGCUCGGCUUCGCCUGGGCGCCCAACGACCGCGGGGACGCCUACGCCGCGGCCCUCGCGGCCUUCGUCGCGCGCGAGGGCCACACGCGCGUGCCCCGGAAGCAUCGCGAGGCCGACCUCGGCCUCGGCGAGUGGCUCGCGAAGCAGCGGCGCAAGCCCGUCGAGGAGCGGCCGCCCGCGCUCCGACGGGUCCUCGAGGGCGCGGGCUGA